Molecule: messenger RNA, 7954 nt
Organism: Notolabrus celidotus (New Zealand spotty)
Lineage: Eukaryota; Metazoa; Chordata; Actinopteri; Labriformes; Labridae
Gene: fndc3ba
Product: fibronectin type III domain containing 3Ba
Exons: 26
Coding region: 1-3630 (1209 amino acids)
Molecular function (GO): protein binding
Source: RefSeq, a predicted model, not a curated record
AUGUACGUCACAAUGAUGAUGACAGACCAGAUUCCACUGGACUUGGCUCCGCCCCCCCUCCUGAACGAGGUCCCUCUCAUGCCUCACAUGGUUAACGGUGACGCAGCACAGCAGGUGAUUCUGGUGCAGGUGAACCCAGGGGAGACGUUUACCAUCCGGGCAGAGGACGGCUCACUGCAAUGCAUCCAGGGUCCUGCUGAGGUUCCCAUGAUGUCCCCAAAUGGAUCAAUCCCCCCAAUCCACGUUCCCCCAGGAUACAUCUCACAGGUGCUGGAGGAUAACACAGGGGUGCGCCGGGUGGUGGUGACCCCCCAGUCUCCAGAGUGCUACCCUCCCUCCUACUCUCCGGCCCUCUCCCCCACACAUCAUCUGCCCCCCUACCUGGCUCACCCUCACUUUAUCCCCAACUCUCACUCUUUCUACCCCCCUGUCAGCCCUGGAGAGCUGCCCCCCCACCAGUACUACCAGCACCACCUUCCCCCCAUGUAUGGCGAUCCAGAAAUCAUCUCAGUUUAUGGGAUGUCUAACUACAUAAGCAGAGAAGAGACGUACAGUAAGCCACAGCCCAAAAAGAUAAAGGAGAGACUAGAGCGACAGAAUCGACUUAACUCACCUCCCUCCACUCUGUAUAAGGGCAGCCUGGGGCCAGCACACAACGGAUACAGCAACAAAUCACACGCCCCAUCGCUCGGGUCAGUGGGGACAGGGGGCGGAGUCAGCAGUCCAGGUGGGAAGAAGCCGGAGAGACGACUCCGGAGCAGUCCACGCAACAGUGAACCAGACACACACACACAAGAUCAUGAUUCAGAGGGGAAACGAGUCCAAGACAUGCUGUCUUCAAUCGACAAACCACAGGUUUCCAAUGUGCAGGCGCGGGCUGCACGGCUCUCCUGGGCCCCCCCUGCAGGUCUGGUGAACAGGCAUAGUAACGGGAUGCCUGUUUCCUGCUCCUUCGAGGUGUCUCUCUCAGAUAAGGGACGAGACGGGAAAUAUCGCCAAAUAUACAGUGGGGAGGAAUUGGAGUACCUAGUGAAAGACCUAAGGCCAGCAACAGACUACCACGUACGGGUGUCUGCAAUGUACAACUCGGUCCGAGGCUCGUGUUCAGAGGCCGGCUCAUUCACCACACACUGCAGCAUCCCUGAUGUUCCGUUAUCCCCCAAACUUUCCCACCGCACCAAGAGCACCCUCACCUUACAGUGGAAGACCCCAGGCGACAACGGAUCCAAAAUCACAAACUACCUGCUCGAGUGGGAUGAGGGAAAGAAGAACAGUGUUUUCAGAGAAUGUUACUUCGGGAGCCAGAGACACUGUAAGCUGACCCGGCUUUACCCGGCCUGUGGCUACACGUUCAGAGUGGCUGCACACAACGACAUUGGCACAAGUGGCUUCAGCACAGAGGUGCUGUUUUACACCAUGGGCACCCUGCCGGCUCUGCCUCUAGCACCGCGGCUGGUCAGGGCGGGGGUGUCCUGGGUGACUCUGGAGUGGGGGCGUCCUGAGGGCAGUCCGAGCGAGGAGCAGUUAAAAUACACACUUGAGAUCCAGGAGGACAACAGCGGAACAGACUUUCAUCCAAAGUACACUGGAGAAAACUUGACCUGUACUGUACAAGGCCUGAAGAGGAGCACACAGUAUAAAUUCAGGCUCAUAGCGUCAAACGUGGAGGGAAAGAGCAGUCCCAGUGAAGUGUUGGUCUGCACCACCAACCCAGACAAACCAGGCCCUCCAUCUACACCCUGUGUCACCGCAGCAACACCCUACGGAUUUACGGUCACAUGGGAUCCUCCCCAAGACAACGGAGGCUCAGAGGCACUCACGUACCUGCUAGAGAUCUCCGAGGGAUGCUCUGAAGCGAGUCAGUGGGAUGUAGCGUACAGCGGUCCAGCAACAGAAUGUGUGCGUGAGCGGCUGACACCAGGGACCGUGUACCGCCUACGAGUGUGUAGCAUCACCACCGGAGGACACAGCCCGUGCACAGUUAGUGUCCCGGUUCGUACAUUAAGCAUCCCGCCAGGGCCCUGCCAGCCGCCAAGGAUUGUGGGUAAAGCCAAACACAAGGAAGUGCAGUUAGAAUGGGACCCUCCUGUCUCUGAGGGAGUGUGUGAGGAGAGUGUGUUUAGUCUGGAGAUGAGCGAGGGAGACACAAAGCCAGCAGAGGUGUAUCAUGGGUCAGAGCUGCAAUGCACCGUGGGUAGCCUGCUGCCUGGUGCCACGUACAGCUUCAGACUGCGGGCUGCAAAUGAGGCCGGGUUCGGAGCGUACUCUGAGCCAACAGAAGUGACGACUGCAGCGGGUCCUCCUGGCCAGUGCGGGGCGCCACUCAUAACCCUCACCAGUAAUACCUGCGUAACACUCAACUGGGAGAGUCCUGAGGGUUCGGGUUCCGACAUCUCGGAGUAUCGUUUGGAGUGGGCGAGGGAAGAGGAGCCAAUGGAGCUCAUCUACUGUGGCGCUGCUACACAGUGUGAACUGUCGGACCUGACGCCUGCUACGGAUUUCUGCUGCAGGCUACAGGCUGUGAAUCAGGCCGGUGCAGGUCCAUACAGCGAGCAGGUGAGUUUCCGGACCCCAGCGACAAACCCCGACCUGGUCUCCUCCCUCACCCUCUUGGAUCUCCCGACCUCCUCGGAGUCGGGUCAUUCCCCGUCUACCUGCCUCCUCCUGAAGUGGGAUGAGCCAAACUGCAACGGGGCUGAGAUCUCGUCCUACGUCAUCACCCUGGAUGACCAGACCAUCACGGUGGAAUCAGGGACGAGUCACCUUGUUACAGACCUGCAGCCGGACAGCGAAUACAGUGUACAGAUACAGGCGGUGAACGAAAUCGGCUCCAGUCCCACAAGUCCGCCACUGCUGGCGAGGACACGCCCCCUCCCUCCAGCCCCGCCCCCUCUGGAAUGCUCGGCGGCUGGCCCUCAGAGCCUGAAGCUGAAAUGGGGUGAAAAUGCCAGCAACACGCACACGCGCGCCCUGCUCGCUGAUGACAUCGUUUACACACUACAGAUGGAGGACAAGAACCACAGGUUUGUGACGAUCUACCGCGGUCCCAGCCACACCUACAAAGUCCAGCGAUUGACAGAGUCCAGCAGCUACAGCUUCAGAAUACAGGCCAUCAGUGAUGCUGGAGAGGGUCCUUUCUCUGAUACACACACCUUCUGUACCACCAAGUCUGUUCCCCCUGCCAUCAAAGCUCCUCGAGUGCAUCAGCUGGAGGGGAACGUGUGCGAGGUCACAUGGGAGACCAUCCCACCAAUGAGAGGAGACCCUGUGAGCUACGUGCUGCAGGUGCUGGUGGGACGCGAGUCAGAAUACAAACAGGUUUUUAAGGGAGAGGAGGGCAUGUUCCAAAUCUCUGGCCUCCAGUGCAACACAGACUACCGUUUCCGCGUGGGAGCCUGCCGCCGUUGCCAGGACACGUGCCAGGAACUCUGCGGGCCGCUGAGUCCCUCCUCCUUGUUCACACUUCGUCGCCAAGAGACGGCGUCGUCGGGGGAUCUCUGCCCCGUGGAAGCGGGCAAAGGGGUGGGCCUGAUCUCCAGCGACGAGCGCUUCGCCGCGCUCAUCGUGUGCGUCUUCGCGGGCUUCUCCAUCCUCAUCGCCUGCCUGCUACAGUACUUCUUCAUGAAGUGAGGGAAUUUAACUUUAGGAUAGAAAGAGAAAGAAAAAUCACAGAGUCUAUGAAAGAAGCAAAUGAAAUCAAAACAAACACUUGAGAUGUACUUCUAAGGCUAUGUUUGUGGAUUUUUUUUAUUUUUAAGUCAAAGUACCGAUUCUGGCUUUCCUCACUUUGUUCUUCCCGUCUUCUGCCGUCACUUGGAUCAGUCUCAUUUCUCUCUGUGUCUCUGUUGUCUUUGUAUCAAUGUCCAUCUCAUGUGUUAAGGAUUUCUGUCGAGGGAAGCCGUGUCUUAGCUGCACCUCGGUUGGGAAAGAAAACUGAUAAUCAAGCCUUAAAAUAGCUGUGAGCAAAGCAGAUGCUCCUCAGACUGACUUGCAUGUUUUUGUUUUGUAUCUUUUUAAAAACAUAUUCAAGAUUAGAAAACGUGUAUAUUUCUUGACGGUCAUUGCCUUAAUUUUUUUGUUUUGUUUUUACAAUGUGUAAUUGCGUUUUAUUUUUUUUUGCUGCAGUCUUUAUUCAUUUCAGCCAUAUUCCAAUGUAGGCCUUCAAAGCUUUAGCCGUUCAUACCUUAUAAUAACUCAGUUUGUAACUACUCUACAGGCUGUCAGUCAACUCAUGCAAUCUGCACCUGCUCUCACACACAGGCUGACAGAGACACAACGCACACACACACACACACACAUGCACACUAUACAAUAACACUUGUGCAAUGACAUCGGAAACACACAUCUCCUCCUAAGAAGUCAAUCACAUAUCCGCUCAGCUUUUAACACUCAAUCACUCACUCAUUCAUUCAGCUACCAAAGUGAUGCAAUUCAUGUGUGGUGUAAGAUGCUGCUAUCCUGUGAUUUUAUUAUAUCUAAGAAAGAAUGGAAAACCAGUUAUCUAAUAUAUAUACACACAAUAUAUAAAUAUAUAUUAUAACAAAUAUCUAUGAUGCUAUAGAAGUGAUGUAAUAUAAGUGAUGGCAAUGUAAGGUCUGAACUACAGUGUGAAAGGGAGAAAAGUCGACUCUAGGUGCUCACAAUCAGCAGCUCUGAGGUCAGUUCAGCAUCUCGUGAAGGAGCCCUUAAACACUGGUCUUGGAUCAGAUGAUGAACUCUCGUAGGUGGGGCAUAAACUGGCCGAUCCUGAUUGGCUGCAAAAUACCAGGAAAGAGCUUGACUUGGCAUUUGAUUGGCUCUUUGUCAGUCCUUUUAGGUUUUUGACCAUCUCAUCGCUCUAGCCAGUUUAUCUGUAGCUUUAGCCGCAGACCCAGAGGUGCUAACAGCCUGCCAGCUAGCUGCCCUUCUCAGGGCUGUGUGUGUUAACCAGGAAAGUUAUCAGCGUUUCGCUUUAGCCUUACCCUUACCCCCCCCUUUGAAAUGUAUCUAGCCGGAGCAGCGCUGAAGCUGUAGUUUAUCCUUCCACCUCGUCUGUGAAUCGAUACAUUUGAAGACUCUUCUCUUCUCUCUGCUCCUGCACAUAAUUACCCAUAAUCACCAUUUGCUCUGGCUGCUCCUCUCUUGCUUUCGAUCCAUCCCAUGCACUCCCUCCUACAUUUCCUCUCUCUCUCUCUCUCUCUCUCUCUCUCUCUCUCUCUCUCUCUCUAAAAGGUGCUUUAUCGACAUGUAAUCAGAGCAGUAGCAAGUCUGCAGUGUCGCUGCAGAGUCGCUGCAGACCGUCAUGUUCUCCAGUGACUUGAACUAAUGUUCACUAACCAAACAAGCCUUUGACAGAACACAACUCAGCAGACAGAACAGGGCAUUCUGACACAUGUUGACACCCCCUGACCUCCAGCCUGACUCCCAAAACCCCUGACCUGAAAAACAAAGCCAAGGUACAGCCCGAUACACACCCUGUUUAUCCAAAGAAGUCACCCUGACCUGUGUGAUUAAUGCUUAACAUGUCUCUUUCUAUCAGGCGGGGUACGAGGGAAGAAGGAUAGGCUGGGAAAAGGGGGUUUAGGCGAGGGGUGGGGCUGAACUUAAGCCCCGCCUCUCCGCUCUGAUUGGCAGCCUGUAACGUACCUCAGGGAAAAGGCCUUACAGAGGGGAGCUCUAACUUGUCGUCCUCAUUGCUGUCGUCAUCAUCAUCAUAACAGCCUCUCUUUCUCUGUCUUCCUCCCUCCCCUUCUUUCUUUCUUUCUUUCUUUCUUUCUCUUUUUUUCUGUCAUUUUUUUGAUGCUGUAUCUCGUCCUCUGUCUAUGCUGUGCCUUGCUCCUGUAUGUCAGUAAGCAAAGUGGUUUACUAGCUCAAAAUACCUUUGCCAAAGUUGAUGGGAAAGUUAAGGUAGAGUUCUUUUCUAGGUUUUAUUUAUACUAUAUAUUUGCAUACAGUACUUUACAUGCCAAUUACAGUGCAAUCUUCAUUUAUUUAUUGUUUAAAGAUUAAGAGACAAGUGUAGUUAUAUACUAAUUUUUCCUUGUAGCAUGUUUUUUUCUUUUAAUUUUUUUUUUAAUGGAUGUAUGUUAGAUUGUAUGAUUAAGGCCAGCAUUCCUUAUCUCAGUAACCCUUUAAGUAUUUCUCUUACAGCUGUUGGGAACCUGUAGCUCAUCAGUCCAUGCAUUGCAGUUAUCAUUGCCGUUUCAAACAUGUAACCAAAUGCCUUUGUGUGUGUUUUUUUUUCAUCUCCUGUCUCGGUCGUGCACAGCCGAGCAGUUCUUGUAUUGCUUAGAGAGACAUGUAGCAAAGCCGGGCCUUAAGGUCAGUUCAAUUCACCUGUAUUGGGAUAAACGUCGCUGCCUUUGGCUUUUUAUUUGUCAUGAUUAGUGUUAUAAUGAAGCUUCUGAUAUCUUUUUACUGUUUUAUUGCCAAAGCGCAAGCUUCCUGUGUCCACUAGAUGUUGCGUUCGCAGUCGUCUAAAGGGUUCUGUGAUGUUCCUCUGUAACGACACAGCAUUACAAUUAUUAUUAUUAUUAUUCUCUCAAAAGGAAAAAAAAACAUUAACUUGAUCUGUGAUUAUGCUUCUUUUCAUAUUAUCUUUUAUUAUUUUGUUUUGUAAAGCAAAAUGUGCCAUUUUUAAAAUGUGUAGCCCCCUUUUGGAGGAGAGUAACACAGCCUGAUUUCACAGAAAGUUUAGGAAAAAAGGCAAAAACAAUCAUGCAGGCGGAUGACGACAAUAAUAAUAUUGACGAUUCCUUGUUCAGGCUAGUGCUGGUAUAGCAGUAGUGAGUAUUUUGUAUCCAGUAUUUUGCUAAGAGAUGAUAUACAGAGAUAUCUAUAGAGCUAUAGAGUGAGAUGGUAAUACAUUAUGACUAACAGAGUUGAAGCACUUUUUUAUGCCGAGCAUUAGCAUUGAUGAGGUUAAAUACGAGCGAGAGGAGACACAAGGUCCAUCGCUCCGUUCCAAACACUACUGCCAACGCCCUCUGUUACAUUCAUUGGCAUUAUUGUGUCGUUGGCGUCACUGUGACAUUGGCAUUACUGAAGCGCGGUUCUGUGCUUCUCAAACGGCACCCUGCUCCCUACUGCAAACUACAGCAACAAAGGAAGUUCAGAGGGAGUACGGUGCCUCUUUCAGGCGUGCUCAUUACGUCUACCAUUCCUGUCGCAUUGUAGUCGACAGGUGAUGUGUGACGUGUCCUGUCCCUAAAUCCCUGACGUUAUGUUGCCCACCCACAGCCCCCCAAUGUUCCCCUCCUUUCCAAGCCUUAAUGCUCGUUUGGGAGAGCAGAGGUUCACUGUGGCCGAGCUCAGGCCAGUCGUGUUUUUUCAGCCCGAGGUAAAAGAGUUAACUGAAAGUCUGUGUUUAUGGGCAGGGUACUCCCUUACAUGUGCUUUGAUGUUUUUUGUUUUGUUAAUUUUCAAAUGCUGGUGAUUUUUAUAGACGCCCCGCCCUCCCAAACCCCGCACCGCCCCCCACCCUGCAGGUCCUGCACAUUUGGCGGGUAUGUCGAGAAAGAGAGACAAUUUUUUGCCCAGCAAACCCCACGUCUGUGCCUUCUGAUCAGUUAAUUUUCUUCUCUUUCAUUUUUUUUUUUUGUUUAUGUUUUGUACGUUUUACAGUAAGUAGAGAUUUUGACUGAGAAUUUGGCGAUUUGACAAACACACAGAGACUCACAGGUAUUUAACUAUUUUUUAAGCGAGACAAAAAAAGAAACAUAUUUUUACCUCACGAUUAAAAAAACAAACAUUCCAAUGUUGUCAUGGUCUACGAAUUGAAAAAAAAGAAAUUCAUGCAUUUCUUCUUGUAUUGUAAAUGUUAGACAAUUUCAUAUGCAUUAUAUAAAAGAAACUGCCAUAUCAAUUUUAAUGUAUAGAUUUUUGCAAAUACUACCCUAUGUAUGUAAGACGUAACUGUAUCGGUAGCGUAUAUAUAAUAUAUUUAUGCCCAAUAAAUGUUUUGAUUUUUUUCUGA